Parnassius apollo (apollo) is the source of this 567-nucleotide messenger RNA. NCBI's taxonomy places the organism in Eukaryota, Metazoa, Arthropoda, Insecta, Lepidoptera, Papilionidae. The record is from the annotation of a GenBank genome assembly.
AUGUUGAUGCUUUCGUGCACUAUAAUAAACUUACCGCAAUACCAUGAUUUCUUACGAACUUUGAGAGCUGAUUUUAAAUACGUGUGCACAGAAGGGGCAAAAUACAGGGACAGGUUUUUUGAAAAUCAACUAAAAACAUGGAAAAUGUGCAUUUUUUCCGUAAUUUUCACAAGUUGCAUUGGUGGAGGCGUUGUGAUAUUUACAAGUCUUUGCUUAUUGUGGCACGCUGCAACUCACGAAGCAGGAGAUGGUUCAAAGAGACCGCUUUUAUUUCCAUUUUGGUUCUUUGGAGUGGAUUUUAGUGCAUCGCCAAUCUAUGAAAUAGCAUUUACUUUUUCCAACAUUUGUUCAUUGGCUUAUGCCUAUAGUUAUGUAUUUAUGAUUCAAACGCAAAUAUUGUGGAUUGGUGAAAUAACAGCAAAAGCAGAUCUAAUAAUUUGGUAUAUCCAAGAUCUAAUGGAGGGGCUUCAAUUACCGAACAAUCAAGAAGAGGCUGAUAGGUUCAUAUCAGUAAUAAAAUCUAGAAUGAGAGAAAUAGUACGUGAGCAUCAUUCAAUGUACAUGUAA